CCAACACACCUAUUGCUAUUGCGGCUCCUGCCCACGGGACCUCUGCCGCCUUCAAGCCUAAGACAUAUCUUCUGAAAUACUGAAGCAACACCUACAAAGCCAUCAUUCCACGGAGCUUCUCAGAACCCCUAUGAUUAUAGGGCUUCCAUACGAUCGGUGACUGGAGUUCGACCCCCGCUUUCUGAUUAGCCAUGGACCAGUAUACACCUGAAGAGCUGGCUACAUUGAGAGGAGAUGACCGAGGGCCUCUAUGCAAACGCAUUGUCGUAUCCUUCACAGUCCUGUCAUUCAUCUCGGUAUGCCUUCGGCUUUACACAAGAAUCAGGUUCUACAGAAUAGGCUGGGAGGACUGGACAAUAACAGCGUCUAUGAUAGCGUCUAUAGGAACCGCAAUCUGCCAAAUUCUGCAGGUGAAUGCUGGCAAUGGAAAGCAUGCAAUAUUUGUCCCAUACCCCGAGGGCGUGUCCGAAAGUUUGAAGUACCUCUACUUCAGCAUCAUCACCUACAACUUCAGUCUCACAGUCACAAAGAUAUCGAUUCUGCUGCAGUAUUACCGCAUCUUCACGCUGCGCGAGAUGCGCAUCCCAGUAUACAUAGCUCUUGCUCUCGUGAGCGCCUGGAGCAUCGUCACUGUGUUCACGGCAAUAUUCUCCUGCAUCCCGGUCGAUGUGUUCUGGAAAGUGACGGAACAAACAGCCGCUACGUGCGUCAAUCUGGUGGUAUUGUGGUAUGUCAUUGCAUCCGUCAACAUCUUCACAGAUCUUGUGGUAGCCGUCAUCCCAAUCCGAGGCAUCUGGAACUUGCAAAUCCCAAAACGCCAAAAAAUUGCUCUCCUCGGCAUCCUGACGGUGGGAUGGAUCGUCUGUAUUGUUUCCGUCUUGCGCCUGCACGCACUCUACGAGUUGAACAAGCACCUAGAUGACGCGUCAUACUACAGCGCUCCUACAGCCUACUGGAGUACCGUCGAAGCCAACCUUGCGAUCGUAUGCGCAUCCUUACCUGCGCUCAAGCCUUUGGUCUCCAGAAUCGUACCCGGCUUCGGCACCGGGCAUAGCAGCAGAGGGCGAGGUUCGACCGCAGUGAGCGGCAAUAAGCACAGACUACACAAUAUCGGCAGCAAGAGCUUACAGAGGUCUGCUGAUGAAGAAGAAGAGAAGCUGACAGACGCUUCCAGCGCCAGUCACGCGCAGUCGUUUGCAUCGGCACCUUCGGAGAGCGAGAAUCAUGGGAGAAACAUUUAUGUGACGAAGCACUUCGAACAACAUGUCGAAGACAUCCAUACCGGGCCGAUGGACAGUGGGAAAUAAGUAAUAGCAGCACCCCUGGGGAGUUCCUAGCGCGUGAUGGCGCUUAACAGUAAUGUAAAGUACGGACGAACGGAUGUCGAUGCGAAUUACGAUACCUAUGAAUACUUCCUCGUCCUUC
Messenger RNA from Didymella exigua CBS 183.55, 1425 nucleotides. RefSeq lists its product as uncharacterized. The coding region runs from base 192 to 1307 and encodes 371 amino acids. The transcript has 5 exons. The record is from RefSeq and is a predicted model, not a curated record. Lineage: Eukaryota; Fungi; Ascomycota; Dothideomycetes; Pleosporales; Didymellaceae.